AUGGGUGGUGCUUCUUCUGCCAAGGGCAAGGGUAAGGAAACCACUCCCAUCGCCCAAUUUGGUAGCUUGACUAUCAACGAUGAGGCGGGAGUUUCGGUCAAGGCCGAAGCUUCUGGUAGCUACUCCAGCGACCCUGCCAAGGCCAAGGAAGUUAAGGGCUUUUCUCCUAGCAGCGAGCGUUACCAGGCCAAGUUUAUCAAGGGCGAAACUGGCCUUGACGAUCCGUUUGACUCUACUGCUCGCAAUGUGGGUCCUCUGGUUGGAAAGCGACGUGCCAUGAGCGACAAUUGGCGUUCAGGAUCUAGUUCGGCUUCUGAUGGCAGCUCACCUCCACUUGGAAAAUCCGAGAGCGCACCUGGUUCAAUUGCCAUUGCUUCCACCAAUGUUGAACGGGCUGUUGCGAACGUUCCUGAUCUCACUGUGGCCUCUCAACCCAUUGUCACCAACCAAAACGCACAGAAUCAGUUCCCUAUUGAGUGCUGUGUUUUCGUUGCGAACCUUCUGCAGUCAGAGAGCGAGGAGAAUUUGCAGGCCUCCCUUACCCGCGUCUUCCGUCAGUAUGGUCCGGUUUGGGUCAAUGUCAAGCGUGAUAAGAAUAAGAUGCCUUUCGCAUUCUGCACCUUCAGCCUCCCGGAACAUGCGGAGCAUGCCAUCAGUGACGGUCAUGGUAGAUAUAUUAACGGACGACCUUGCAGAUGUGAACAAGCCCGGGGCCACCGGGCAGGGUUCUUUUACCUGGGACGCCGCUUCGGCAGUGUUAUUACCCACGAUGAGGCGAUGGACCUUCUCAUCAGCUAUGGGGAAAUCAAGUCUUGCCGUACAGCUACCGACAUUGACCGUGCUUGUUUCAACCUCAAUGAGGGUGUGCUGGUUGAAUUUAGCAUGUAUCCUCAGGGCCAGGCUGCUCUUGCUGCAUUUCGAAAUCAUAACGUUUACAAGAUGCUUGAUCUCGCCGAUAUCGACUCGCCCAUUCGUCGUAGAGUGCAUACAACCACCUCUGCAAGCCAAGCCCGGGCCUACAAUUCUGCUUAUGAGCAUGAGCGAUCUACCGUCUUCGUCGGAAACCUUCCUGGGAAUAUCUCUGAGCAACAGAUUCAAGAACUUUUCGGCGAAUAUGGUUCUAUUGUGGAGAUCACCAUUCGCGAGUGUAACUCAAAGUUUAACCCUGACCAAAGACUCUGCCUUGCGUUCAUCAAGUAUACCUCGCCAGUGGCCGUGUCCCAAGCCAUCCAGGGAAAGCAUGGAUUUGCCAUGGGUAGUAAUAGACUCCGUGUCGCACCAAAGAAUUCUGAACGGAAUACCCGACACAGCCCACCCUCAUCUACUCGAUUCCGCUCUACACCUGCUCGCCGCGAGCCGUCAAUGACUUCUAUGGCCCAGAUGACCCCAUCGCCACAAGAUGCUUACCAGUCUGGAUAUGCCCAUCAACAGGCUCUAUCUACCUCUGCUCCUAUCUAUGGUCAACAACAUGGUUCCUUCCCAAACGGCUACACUCAUCAACCAAGUGCCUAUGCUGUUACCCCCCAGCACCCUUCUUAUGGUUAUCCGGUUCAGCAGCCACCCCCAAUCUAUGGUGCCCAGUACUUCGAUGGUACUCAAUACUAUGCAGGUGGUGUCCCAGUUUAUGGCACUCCUAUCUCGCCAUAUUAUUAUCAAGCCAACACUGGUUAUCCCGCUCUUCCUCAAUACCCAUACUCUCCUUACAACAGCACAGUCGUGCAGCAGAGCAUGAUCUCUCCUCCCGCAACCCAGCAUCCGUCUGGAUAUCCUAUGACUGGCAAUUCUGACCAAGAUGAUGGUUCCACUACACCCACUCGUCAUGGAUAUGCAUCUGCAUGGUGUACCUUCUUCACCAGUCUCCAUGAUGUUGUGGAACUUCUUCAAUUUGCACAUUACCUUGCAUCAUCAAAUCAAAUCAUCACGGCGUUUCAUGAAGAUACCCUAACGGUCCUCGUCGGAGUUUUCGGCGAAACGAUAUGGUGUCACAAUCUGGUCAAUUUCAAUAUUGCGAACAAACUUUGCAUUUCAUUUGUCAAUCAUUCUGCGUUGCCACAACCUAUGAUCGUCACUGGCGAGGUUCUCAAUUUCUUCUCAAGUCUCAUUGAUCAUGUCGCCUCGGUAACGUUGAUCUGA
This is a messenger RNA of Venustampulla echinocandica, 2133 nucleotides long. RefSeq lists its product as uncharacterized. The coding region runs from base 1 to 2133 and encodes 710 amino acids. Gene Ontology annotation, molecular function: mRNA binding. The record is from RefSeq and is a predicted model, not a curated record. NCBI's taxonomy places the organism in Eukaryota, Fungi, Ascomycota, Leotiomycetes, Helotiales, Pleuroascaceae. The transcript has 10 exons. Gene Ontology annotation, cellular component: cytosol.